Messenger RNA from Meleagris gallopavo (turkey), 2425 nucleotides. The record is from RefSeq and is a predicted model, not a curated record. NCBI's taxonomy places the organism in Eukaryota, Metazoa, Chordata, Aves, Galliformes, Phasianidae.
AUGUCAAAACAGGAGGGAAAACUGGACUACGAGCCGCCCGAGACGCGUUACAAAGGACUGCGGCUGGAGCUGGCGCUGGACAAGAUCGUCACCUGCAUCGCCGUGGGGCUGCCGCUGCUCCUCAUCUCCCUCGCCUUCGCCCAGGAGGUCUCCAUCGGGGAAAUAAACACCUACAGAUGGAAUGUCCCAGAGCGAUCUGGCCCUGGGAAAACAGAUCCCAACUGUAUCACUUGGGUUUACUAUUCAACAGCAAAUUUUGUAAAGGACACAUACAGUGGUCUGAUUGGCCCUCUUGUAGUUUGCAGAAAAGGAAUUCUAGAUAAAAAUGGCCUGAGAAAAGACAUUGAUCGUGAAUUUACUCUUCUGUUUAUGGUGUUCGAUGAAAACAAAUCCUGGUAUUUAAAAGAGAAUAUUGAAACAUACCUUCACAAGAGUCCUGAUGAUUUUAAUUCCACUAAGAAUUUUGUGGAAGGCAACAGCAAGCAUGCAAUCAAUGGGAAGAUUUAUAACAGUCUCCUGGGUCUAACCAUGAAUGACGGUGAUAAGACAAACUGGUAUUUGAUAGGAAUGGGUAAUGAAGUAGAUGUACAUACAGUCCAUUUCCAUGCACAGACCUUCAUCUUCAAGACAGAUAAAGACCACAGAGGAGAUGUAUAUGACCUUUUUCCUGGGACUUUCCAAACUGUUGAACUUGUAGCAGAAAACCCUGGGACGUGGCUUCUGCACUGCCAUGUAGCUGACCACAUACACGCUGGCAUGGAAACUACCUACACCAUCAAUAAAUCAGAGCUGGAAGCCUCUUCAGAAGAAGGACUGACGACAGCAGCUUAUGGUACAACUACUGCACAAAAUAGGACCACCGCAAAGGAUCCUGACAGCCAAGGGGACAACGUCUUUGACAAAACUCUGACUCCUGGAGAAGCCAGCCUGAUGCUCGCAGCCUUUGUUUCCGUCGGACUCAUUCUGCUGUUGACCACAUUGGCCUUCCUCUCCCUCAUCACCCACCAAGGAAGCAGGAUCCAGUAUCAGGCUCUGAAUGACAAAAGUGCACUUCUAGCAGAUUUCCUGUAAAUCCCCACUUUCAGCACCAUCCACAGAGCCAUGCCGGGUUUCACAAAACGCUGCUGCUACUGCUAGAACAAGACACACUCUGGAAGUCCCAUCCCAUUGCCAGCACUCCUGAGAACUGCAGGAAAGGGCCAUGUAUCACCCAAUGCUAUCCCCACCCCCCGCCACUCAGCUGUGCCCGAGGCACCACACCUCUUGGCCAACGUUCCCAUGGGAGGAUGGAGCGGGCAGGAUUGCACCCGUGUGCUCUGUGCAGAACCACAGGGCGCACACUGCUUUAGCAUCCAGCUCCUGAAGGCACAGGUGUAAGUUUGCAAGUUCCUGAGGUUUCCCAAAGAGAAGCCAGUCUUAUGCCAGAGUCAGCAUCAAUGAAUUCAUCAGCAUUUAACUGAUUUCCCCUUUUUUUUUGUUCCCUUUGUCCUGUUAAAUGAGGAAGCUGUGCACUGGGGAUAGAUUUUUAAAGGCAUUUAAGUACCUAUCAACAUACUUUAGCACCUGAUGAAGCUCAGCAUCUGCAACAGAUUUGUUAAUCCCUUUAAAAAUCUAGCCCUGAGCAGCCCCAAUGAAGUUAUACUUUGUGAUUGCUGCUCGUUGUGGUCCUGACUCUGUAACUCUUCUCUGCAUCGAGCAGUGCUUCAUUCACAAACUUUAAUUGGGAUGCUGAUAUCUGUGCUCUGCAGAGAAGACAGACAGAAUCAGGCUGUAUUUAAUACUACUUGAAUGUUUAUAGCUCGUGUCUAAUUACAUAGCACUCACUCUUGCCAGCCAGCUGCUCACGUCAGCUACAGCUCUUGCAGAGGAACUUCAGAACAAACACAUCUGUGAAACUGUUGAUCCAAAGCUGAUUUUGAAUGUAAAUCCACUUUGCUGUUCUUUUCUAUUAUUUUUCCCCCAGUUCUGUACUUUGAAGUUCGUUCAAAUGCAGGGAAUUGUGCUGCCCAUCCCUCCUACUGCAGCUUAGUGAUGUCCUGGGUCAGUGCUCGGGUAUUUGAGAUGUAGAAGUUUCCUGGGUGCUUGUCAGUUGAUUCUUGAUUCCUUGUUUUCUCAGUUAUUUAAGAGCAUGCACGUGAAGUAGAACUGCAAGACUGGGCCCACACAGGAGUUAUGCUAUAGCAAUAAACACUUCCACACUCAUUUUCUAAAUCCCUUGAGCUGAUAAAAAUAGAUACCCCCAUACCCUGUUAUCUUUCUACUUUGUAAACAUUAAGAUUGAGAUCUAUUUCUGUCCAAAAGCACUGCACAGAACAUUUGCUCUCUGUCUACAUACAAAAACUAAAGCCUUUCACUUAAAUAUUCACAGUUAAUAAAGGAAAUUAUUUGAUACUUUUCCUUUCAGAGUAGCUAACGGGUCUGACAU